GUACGGUCCUGUUGCCACGUCUGAGCAGUAAUGGGCUUAAUGGGAAAUCUUUAUCAGGGCGUGCACCGUAUCCUUAGACUGGGCGCAGCUUCGAAUCAGGCCGUGGCGGAAUCUGCAACCGUUCAGGCCGCGGCGGAAUCUGCAACCGUUGAGGCUGUCCAGCCACAAUCUGACGUGGUCGACAGCACAACUGCACCCAUCCAAACGUACCCGCAUGUAACAUCGCCGCAGCACCCUGAGCACAAUCCGCGCCAGCUGCAGCAGGUGGCCACUCUCAAUCAUGGAGAGGUGGUGUGUGCGGUAAUUGUCAGCAGUCUAACCCGGUACGUGUUCACGGGCAGUAAGGGUACCGUCAAAAUGUGGGAUGUCUUCCCCAACGGCAAUACCAGCCCGCCGACCAAUCCUUCGCAACCGGCACAUGAACUGGACUGUCUGGAGAGGUCUACCUAUGUACGCUCCUGUAAACUCCUGCCGGAUGGCAACACGUUGGUGGUCGGUGGGGAAGCGCAGACGCUGACCAUCUGGGACCUCAAUGGCAGCGGUGUACCCAGGAUCAAAGGAAAACUGUUCAGCGAGGCACCGGCUUGCUAUGCUCUAGCCAUCUCCAGUUACUCUAAGUUGUGCUAUUCAUGCUGCUCGAAUGGGAAUAUCACCGUGUGGGAUCUGCAUAAUCAGAAGGUCGUCUCGCAGAUCUGUGCACAUUCCGAUGGGGCCAGCUGUAUUGAUAUUUCCAGCAAUGGGCUGCAACUGUGGACUGGUGGUCUGGACAAUACAGUCCGCUCAUGGAACAUCCGCACCAACCGGCAAGAGGACCAGAUGGACUUUCCGUCACCAGUCUUCAGUCUAAGCUGCUGCUCGACCGGCGACUGGCUAGCGGUCGGGCUGGAAAACUCCAUGGUGGAAGUGCGUAACAUGUCGCGAUGGGACCGACACCAUCUGAAACUGCACACAUUGGCGGUGUUGUCCGUGAAGUACGCCACGGCAGGGAACUGGUUGGUCUCCGCGGGGAAAGAUACCAGGCUCAGUAUGUGGGUGCCGUCGCAAGGAUUGAAUCCGGUCAGUCUCACCACGCCGGCGUCCCUGUUGUGCUGCGAUGUGACCAUCGAUGAUCGUUACAUAGCGAUAGGGUCGGGUAACCGCACUGCGACAUUAUACGAAGUUACAGUAUAUACUGACCUUUCAUUGCCUGUGCGGAAAACUUUGGGAUAAAGAGGCAUUACUCGCUGUACAGUUCUUCUGCACCACAUAUUCUCCGCAUGAUUUCUUUAGAUUUAGAAAAUUAAUUGAGGACGAUUUGCAGUUGCAAGGUCUCACGUUCAUGCAUGGCAGAUUUAAUUUGUUGCGGUCC
This is a messenger RNA of Paramacrobiotus metropolitanus, 1348 nucleotides long. RefSeq names its product transducin-like enhancer protein 4. Gene Ontology annotation, cellular component: transcription regulator complex; nucleus. Gene Ontology annotation, molecular function: protein binding; transcription corepressor activity. The record is from RefSeq and is a predicted model, not a curated record. Gene Ontology annotation, biological process: negative regulation of canonical Wnt signaling pathway; regulation of DNA-templated transcription. The transcript has 5 exons. Lineage: Eukaryota; Metazoa; Tardigrada; Eutardigrada; Parachela; Macrobiotidae. The coding region runs from base 31 to 1209 and encodes 392 amino acids.